AUGUCCAAUUUACCUGAACUGCCGUCCGGGUUUGGACGGGACUCGGCGUAUCCGCCGAUGCCGACUAGGCACACUGAUCAUGGAGCAAAAAAGCAUCAGUCUGCAGCGCCUCGUCCUGCUUUUAUGGUGUCACCUCCUAAUGAUCUCACCGGCGUGGGAGGGGGCAUGCCGCGAUCGUCAUCACACAACGAUAUUUUGCAAGCGGAUGCUCCAGUCGCAGUAUUGAACAGUGAUACUAGCGCAAACACGAAUAUACCAGGAACGUCACGUAUUCUUCGUCGUCCCCGGAGCUUCCAACCUCUUGCACCUGAGACAGUAGCUGCUCCAACCAUUCAGCCAGUGCCUGCCCCUAUAGCAUCACCACCUCCUCAGCAAGAGCCAAUUGUACAGCGACAGGCAGCGCACGAGGUGCAGCAUCGUGCACGAUCAAGAGUCGAAGCCCAAGCCCAAGCACGAGACGCGCAGGUCCACGAAGCCGGUACCCGAGAAAGGCAUGAACGCGGAACACAGGAAGUCCAGGCAGCAAAUACGGCGUCGCUGCCUACCAUCCGCGUGUCACUGCCCGAUACAAAUUCGUUGAGGGAGCAGCGUGAACGAACGAUGUCGACCAAUAAUGAGCUGGACAAGCUUCGAUGGUCUGUCCAAGUGCUCAAGUUUGUCGAGCGAAUGCGGGCGAGUGAAACAGAAACUGACGAGAGUGUGCAAAUUUGGAUCGAAGAGGCCAUCACAGAGAUCGUACAGUGUGCGUCACAUCCGCAGCCCAAGCCUGAGGCACUGUACGCCCGCGGAGACCUGCUUGCGAGUGGGGCGUUUCCCACGUACGUUUCCAAGGAUCUGCGAUCAGCGUUCAGUGACUUUGAGCGCUCGGCCCGAAUGGGAUGGGCACCAAGUUGGUUCCGUAUCGGUCGCGACUAUGAGAUGCUGGGCGACAUUGCCCGCGCGCGUGCAGCAUACGGGCGCGGUGUGAAUCUGAGUGAUGUGGGGUGCAUGUACCGUAUCGGCAUGGCAAAGAUGCUUGGCCAGCUCGAGGUACCAGAGGAUAUGCCUGGAGGUGCAUCGCUCUUGCAAGCCGCAGCUGAUGCAUCGACGGUAGAUACACCGCACCCUGCCUAUGUAUACGGCCUGAUUUUAACAGGCGAGCUCCCCAGCGUGCCUAUACCCUUGGAAUACUUCGCCUCGCCAGAACAUCCGUCACCCACAUACGAAACACUUAUGCCAUUGGGGCGUGAGUAUCUGCAGCGUGCUGCGUAUCUCAACCUGCCGGCGGCGCAGUCCAAGUGCGGCUGGUGUUAUGAGCAUGCCCAACUCAGCUUCCCAUUUGAUCCCUUAAUGAGCGUGCAGUAUUACAGUGCUGCGAGUCAGGGCGGCGAGCCUGAGGCCGACAUGGCACUGAGCAAGUGGUUCCUCUGUGGUGCCGAGGGAUGCUUUGACAAGAACGAAUCUCUCGCGUGGACCUUUGCGGAGCGCGCUGCCAAGCACCGCAUCCCCACAGCCGAGUUCGCUAUGGGCUACUAUCUAGAAGUGGGUAUCGGCACGAAGAUCGACCUGGUGGCAGCUCGAGCGUGGUACGCUCGAGCUGCCGCUCAGGGCAACACUGAUGCUGCACAGCGCCUUGCUGCGUUAGAAUCUUCCCAGUCCGAAGCUCUUUCUCGAGCGCAGCAUCAAGCGCACCUCAAUGAGCGGCUGUACUCGGCGCAUCAAGAGGCGCGCAAAGGUUUACGGGAAACUCAACCCACACGAGGCGAUUUGGCUCGACGCCGCACGCUCAUGAUGGCCGAGGCGAGUGCUCAGCGUCGUCGCGCCCCACGGGAUGCACGCGCUCCGCCUGUGACGUCACAGAACCUGCACAUCCCAUCCCUACCAGCUACUGCUCGUCCCAUGCGGGCCCCACAGUCCUUUAGCGACAUGGGUUACCAGCCCAGGAACGACAAGGACUGCGUCAUUUGUUGA
Molecule: messenger RNA, 1950 nt
Organism: Malassezia restricta
Lineage: Eukaryota; Fungi; Basidiomycota; Malasseziomycetes; Malasseziales; Malasseziaceae
Product: chitin synthase
Exons: 1
Coding region: 1-1950 (649 amino acids)
Molecular function (GO): protein binding
Source: RefSeq, a predicted model, not a curated record